Brassica rapa (field mustard) is the source of this 2052-nucleotide messenger RNA. RefSeq lists its product as uncharacterized. NCBI's taxonomy places the organism in Eukaryota, Viridiplantae, Streptophyta, Magnoliopsida, Brassicales, Brassicaceae. The record is from RefSeq and is a predicted model, not a curated record.
AUGGUAUCCCUCUCCAGCAUAACGCCCUCGAGAAGGAUGACUCGUAGUCAAUCCGCCAGUGAUAGAGAAGCAAAUCCCAAGAAAAUUUCCCGAGUAGGCAAAACUGCGCCUCGUUAUGCAGUAAUGAACACAAAGUCCGAACUAGAGGAACCUGCAUCCACCGACCAAGAAGAAGCUGCAUCCACUGAACAAGACGAAGCUGCAUCCACCGAGCCGGAAUUUAUUGUCACCACGCCGACUUUCCCGGAAAGACUGUUCGCACGUAAUUGCUAUCCUGGCAAACCUCGACUGAACAUCUAUUCAAAGGCGAGUAUCAUUGGAUCGUUAGUGAAGUUGCUAAGAGGCUCCCCUGAAAUGAAUUGUCUGCUAGGAAGUCAGUUUGGAGCUCUGUUCCACUUACCUGUAUCGCGCUGCUCAAACUCUGCGAAACUUGUACAUUCUCUCCUCAGCCGUCAGCUGGUUACGAUGCGCCUAUAUGAGCUCUGGUUCUUGUUUGCAGACAAGCCACUACGCUUUUCUCUGCGUGAGUUCGGAGACAUCACGGGGCUGAAAUGCGAGCCUGAGAGGGAAAAAGUUGGAAACGGGUCAGAAUCUAGCGAUGCCACACCUGGACGUAUGUGGAAAGAGUUGUUUGAAACUGAAGAUGAAGACGUGACUGUACCAGAUGUUCUUCGUAUGCUUGAACAGCCUAGUCUUCCUGAGUGGAAGCGGUUGCCACUAGCUCUCAUUGCGCUUGUAGAUGGUCUCCUGGUUUGUGGUCACAAACUUCUUCGUUUGACGCCUGCUUACGUCGAGAUGCUGGAAGACACCGGAUCAUUUCUUCAAUAUCCAUGGGAGAGAGAGGUAUUCGUCAGCACUCUGUCUAGAUUAACACCACCUCAACCUUCUGAUCCUUCUAAAAUGGAUAAAUCCCUUUCGGUCAUGCGCCUUCGCUUGAAACAGCAGUCAACAGCGUGUUAUGGGUUCCCUCUGGCGCUGCAACUUUUUGCUUUUAAAGCUAUCCCCUUAUUGCUUGAGAAAAUUUCCGAACCUAAUAAAACUACUUCUUUCUUGCAAGAACUAGAAGGAUGCGACUCAACAAAUGCACUUCUGAAUUUUGAAGACAUACUUCUGGUGGAAACCCAAACUGAGAUUAUUGUUACGUAUUCAAUUCCAGAUGAAGGUGGAGAUCCAAAGUGGAAGAAAGAAGUAAUCGAUCCCCGAAUAGAUAACUUAGUUCGUCGAAUGCGGGAAGGGCACGAGUUCAAAGCAACAGACUUUAGAGGAGGUGAUUCAUCCCUUCCACCUCUGAAGCCAGCCGAAAAGGCUGAAGGUGUUGGUGUCAAAAAGAAGUGUCUAAAGCCGUCUAGGCGGUUUGGGAAAGUCUGUGAUGAACCUGGAUGUUCGACUCAGGCGCCUCAGCGUCCUAUUCGACCUUGUCGUGGGAUAUGUAAACAGGCUGAACCAGGAAACUUAUCAGAUAAGGAGGAAGAGCUGAAAGAGUGGAUACGAGCUGAACUGAAAACCCAAUUGGGUAAAUUGCGGAACGAGAUUUUUGACUGGUUGCAUCAUGAUAGGGGAGGCUCGUUCACGGUUCCGCAAAACACAGCAGCCGGUAAAACAAACAGAGACAACAGUCACGCUGACCCUACCGGCAUGGAAGUUCCAAAGAAGCGACGUCCGUACAAUGGUGAUGGUAAUGAUGAAGCUGAAAUAUGUGGGUCUGAUAGUAAGAAACACAAGAAGAACAACGGCGAUGGGUUUAGCGACGAUGAGACGAUGAGAAUGCAUGAUAAUCAUUGUGACGGUCGUACGCCAAAUGCUCGCUUCUGGGAAAAGGUAGAUUCAAUGGCGGGCGAAGGCCCCUCUUUCUCGAAGUCGGCAAACAUUCCAGAAGUCGAUGUUUCAACUCCGAUUGGACCAGAAACUGUAUCAAAGCCAGCAAAACCGACUCUCCCGGAACCGUUGGAGGUAUUCAGCGUCGAUUAUCAGUUGUUCGUUUUAGUUAGUGAGGUGUACAGGAAUACUGAUUUGUUUGGUCAGGUUAAUUUAAGAGGUGUUCAGCUUAAGUAG